This is a messenger RNA of Cucurbita pepo subsp. pepo (vegetable marrow), 593 nucleotides long. The record is from RefSeq and is a predicted model, not a curated record. NCBI's taxonomy places the organism in Eukaryota, Viridiplantae, Streptophyta, Magnoliopsida, Cucurbitales, Cucurbitaceae.
CAAACCCCUGCCCUACUGCCCUACUGCCCAACUGCCCAACUGCCCGUCUCUUUCUUUAAUUAAUUUUAUUUCUAUUAUAUAUAUGGGCCAAUAACUUGGGCCGGCCCAAUCAUUUAAAGGCCUGCUUUUCCACAGACCGAUGCUUAUGUUGUUGCAGUUCGUAACCAUUCUUCACUCUCCUCUAUUCAUUCUCCCAAUGUCUCACCGGUCCUCCCCCGUGGAAUGUCUACAAUUGGGUGUUCGACGGCGAGAAGAACCACCGCCACGCCGUUUUCAUGUUCAGAUUCGACGGAGAUGAAGAAGAAUUCCGAUAUGGAGAAACAGAGACGACCGUCGCUUCAGAGGAAUGCGACGGUGCUCUGCUCCAUCAUCAACCACUCCACGUCGUCGUCGGUGGCUUCCUCCGGUGGAAGCUCCUCCGUCGAGGAAUCCGAGCUCGGCGGCGGCCCAUCUGAGCCGCAACAUCAUCAAAGCUUCAAAACUGUUUUUAAAAGACACGUGGCAGCAUCGGAAUGGUUUUUUAUUUGGAAUGGGAGAGCUGUGGAACCACGUGGCAGAGUUACAUGUUUUCGAGGUUUGACUAUUUGACCAAA